AAAGGUCCAUUCUAGACCUUUUUCAAAUGGUCUUAAGAUUUUGACGUGGUCUAUACAUGUAUCGUACACUAACCAGAAAUUGUACAUAAACCAAGGCAAAUCUUUGCUAUGCAUUUUGCCAUACAUUGUAACUGAGGUGGACGUAAACCACUUCUUGUACUUUUCAUGGAGCCCAAAUACACAGCCGGUUACAUUUCAUUCAUGAAAGUAGCUUUAAAACAGUUACUACUACAUUUGGUUACAUUUCAUUCAUAAAAGUAGCUUUAAAACAGUUACUACUACAUUUGGUUACAUUUCAUUCAUAAAAGUAGCUUUAAAACAGUUACUACUACAUUUGGUUACAUUUCAUUCAUAAAAGUAGCUUUAAAACAGUUACUACUACAUUUGGUUACAUUUCAUUCAUAAAAGUAGCUUUAAAACAGUUACUACUACAUUUCAACAUUUUCUUAUUGUCAACAUUAAAAUUGUCCCCUGCGUCACCCUCUGCAUUAGUAACGUGUUAGUAAUGUAUUAGUAACAUGUUCGUAAAGUAUUAGUAAUGUGUAAUGUAUUAGUAACGUGUUAGUAAUGUAUUAGUAAAGUGUUAGUAAAGUAUUAGUAAUGUAUGAGGAACGUGUUGUUAAAGUAUUAUUAACGCUCCGCCCACAGGAAGAGAUUGUGAAAAAACUAGACCCCUUUGAGGCAAACCGAUCGGAAGUAAUCGGAAGGACAACUUGAAGGCGGAGUCAAGCGAACGACGCCAGUUUGUGUCAACGUGCCUUUGAAAUAAAGAGACGUCGUUGCAGGAGCCCCUCCGGGCCGCCGGGGGGCAGCAGACCGAGGCGGCGUUCCCCGCACGGCAGCGAAAAGAAGCCGAGAAGGAAGAGGAGCAACGACAGCGUCUCUGUGGAUCGUCGACUGCUUCCCUUGCGUGACAACACGGGGAUCGCGUUCGGGCUUCGGGUUGCUCCACUCCACCGGCAGCAUGUCAGAUCUACUGCGAUACAUAGACUACGACCACAAGGCCACUUUCCUGAAGAUGCUCAACCAGCAGCGGAUGGAAGGCGAGCACUGCGACGUGGUGGUGGUGGUGGAGAACAUCGAGUUCAGGGCCCACCGCUGCGUCCUGGCGGCCUGCAGCAACUACUUCAAGAAGCUCUUCAAGAAGCAGAGCGACGAGGACAACUCCAUCGUGGAGCUGGACUUCAUUCGCUCGGACAUCUUCGAGGAGGUGCUCAACUACAUGUACACGGCCCGGCUGGCGGUCCGGAAGAAGGACAUCAACAUGAUGAUGUCGUCCGGCCAGAUCCUGGGCAUCAACUUCCUGGAUAACUUGUGCACGCAGAAGCGGGAGCUGACCAACAUGAAGACGCGGGAGAACCAGGCCCCCGGGGACCACGGCAUGCGAGCCCAGGACGCCAUCCUGAAGGAGCUGGCCAUGGAGGAGGUGCGGAAGAACAGCUUCUACGACCAGGGCAUGGACGGCAUGGGCGCGGGGGGCUCGCACCUGCCCCCGCCGCACGGCUACAACACGGGCAUGGCCAAGGACGCCCACGCGCACGGCUGGGGCUCGUCCUCGUCGGGCGACAUGAAGCUGGAGUACCUGCUGUACGGCCACCGCGACCACAGCGCCUGCCCCGGCGCCGGCGCCAAGCCCCUGGACCACGGCGCCAAGAAGGAGCGGCUGCUCACCGCCAACCGGCCGUACGGCUGCGAGCACUGCCCCAAGGCUUUCACCACCGCCGCCCACCUCAAGGAGCACCUGAAGAUCCACUCGGGCUACAAGCCGCACCGCUGCGUGGUGUGCGGCAAGGCCUUCAUCCGCGGGCCCGACCUCAAGCGCCACGAGCGCGUGCACAGCAACGAGCGGCCCUUCGCCUGCCAGCUGUGCGAGAAGGCCUUCAAGCACAAGUCGCACCUGAAGGACCACGAGCGGCAGCACCGCGGCGAGCGGCCGUUCAACUGCGGCUCGUGCGACAAGGCCUUCAUCAAGGCGUCGGACCUGAAGCGCCACUGGAACACCAUGCACAGCGGCAACCCCCGCCGACAGAUGUCGCUGUCGCCCGCCGCCUCGCAGCACGGCGCCGCCGCCGACGAGCCGAGGGACUGGAAGCUGGAGACGGCGGCGCACUCGCACAACUCCGACUGCUGAGCCUCUCGGGGGACGGGGACGCGCGCUUGUGGCGCGACACCCCCCGCGGACAAACGCUUUAAACGGCAGGGGCGCGGCCCGCGGACGCCGAGCGGGCGGCGGCGGGCCCCCGAGGGAGCGGCGUGCGUUGGAAGGAACGCGUUUUGUUUCCACUCGUAGACUCGUGUAAAUGUUUAGGUCACGCUGCCGUACGCCCGCGUCUCCCCGGGCGACCCACCUCUCAUGACCACGGUGGCUUGGGUGGGAUUUUUCACAUUGAAAUCUUUCUUUAACUGGGGGGGGGGGCGGGGGUGUCCAAAUGUUUCCCAAAGCAAUCCAACGCAAGUCGACCUGUUCAUAUGUCAUAAUCUCAUUAAUAAUCAACUGGGGGGACACCCCUGGUUUAACCCUUCAUGAUUUGUUGUCUCCAAACGAGGGGGGGUGGGGGGGGGGCAUUGCUUAUAUUCACGUGGAUGUGUUUAGUUGUAUUGAUUGAAUAUUCCCAUUCUUCUUCCGCUGCACGAGAAAGAGUCACGGCUCAGACCAAAGUCUGGGACAGCGCGGGCCGCCGGACUAGAUUUACUGUUAUACAGUAUGGGGGCGUGGCCUGCCGCGUGUACAUACUGUAGCUUAGCUUGUGGCACAAUUACAGUUCACAAUAAGGAAUUAUGAGCGCACACGUAAAUAUAUAUAUAUAUAUAUACAUAUAUAAAUAACCUUGUCUGACACUUUGACAAUAAACACCAUUUGCUGUGUUUCCUA
Doryrhamphus excisus (bluestripe pipefish) is the source of this 2872-nucleotide messenger RNA. RefSeq names its product zinc finger and BTB domain-containing protein 14-like. Gene Ontology annotation, biological process: regulation of transcription by RNA polymerase II. The record is from RefSeq and is a predicted model, not a curated record. Gene Ontology annotation, molecular function: DNA-binding transcription factor activity, RNA polymerase II-specific; RNA polymerase II cis-regulatory region sequence-specific DNA binding; protein binding. Lineage: Eukaryota; Metazoa; Chordata; Actinopteri; Syngnathiformes; Syngnathidae.